Messenger RNA from Anguilla anguilla (European eel), 8386 nucleotides. Its product is annotated as GRB2-associated-binding protein 2-like. Bases 320 to 2374 code for a protein of 684 amino acids. NCBI's taxonomy places the organism in Eukaryota, Metazoa, Chordata, Actinopteri, Anguilliformes, Anguillidae. The record is from RefSeq and is a predicted model, not a curated record. The transcript is spliced from 11 exons.
GUGAGUCCUCACUUCCUACAUCACUGGUAACUGGGCUUGUGGGCUACAGGACAUGGUUAUUUGCUACCACUUUGUAUCUAGUUUGACCGGCGAGUGACGCGUACAAACGUGGAAUACUAUGCAAUAACUGUGAGGAAACAGCAUCCAAUGUUUGUUGUCCCAAUACAAUUCUAAAUGGGGGACCGGAUCGCUCCAGAGUGUGUCUGACAGUGACAGCGCGGUGUUUUCUUACCAGCAUGCACUGAAUGGGACUGGACAUUUUAGGAAAUACAAGCGUUUAAUUUUAAUGCUCUAACUGGAAUCGAGGAAACCCAACGAGAUGAGCGGGGGAGAAAUUGUAUGCCAAGGUUGGCUUAGAAAAUCUCCUCCAGAGAAAAAAUUAAGACGAUAUGCCUGGAAGAAGCGCUGGUUUAUCCUUCGCAGUGGGAGGAUGAGUGGGGACCCGGAUGUUGUGGAGUACUACAAGAAUGACCACUCCAAGAAGCCCAUCCGCGUAAUCGAUCUGCACUGCUGUGAGCAGGUCGAUGCUGGACUCACCUUCAAGAGGAAGGAGUUCCAGGACAGCUUCGUCUUCGACAUCAAGACCUCGGGUCGCACCUUCUACCUGGUGGCUGAGACCGAGGAGGAGAUGAACAAGUGGGUUCGCAACAUCUGCCAGCUCUGUGGCUUCAACCAAUCAGAGGAGAACCAAGAUGGAGGGAGGCCAGUGGUAUCUGCUACUCAUGGGCCCCAACCAAUGGCAUCAGAACUGAGUGGAUCCAUGGCCCCUCUGAUUGGAGACAGGAGGUCCUCCGCUCCCUCCCACUCCAGCCAGCCCCUCCUUUUCACCUUUGACAUGCCCACUCCACGCCACACCCAUGGCAAAUUGUCCAACAGCGCCCCUCAGGACUACCUCUUUCUGCACCAGUGCCUGAGUAGGAAGACUGAGAGUUCACGGAGCAGCAGCUUCUCUCAGGUGACACGCAGUAACCCGCUGGUUGGCAGCGAUUCGCCCAUGCAGAGGCUUCCCCAUGGCUUUGCGCACUGCCUGAAUGGCCUGGGGGCUCAGCUGCACGGGUUCUACAGCCUGCCCAAGCCGGGCAAGCAUCCGCUCUCGUCCCGCGCCGACUGGCCCCGCGAAGCCUGUUACGACCACCCCCGGGCCCAGGGCCGGGACAGAGCCUCUCGCGCGAGCCAGGCUGAGCGUGCAGCGGAGCCAGAGGAGGUGUACAUCUUCAAGACCCCCAGCAAUGCCCUAGCAACCACCGACCGCAUACCUGACAACUACGACAUCCCUCCUGCACCCGGCUCCUUCUACCAGACCCCCCGCAGCUUCGACAAGAACCACAACUCCGUGGAGCCCGCGGCAGCGCCUGAUUCCCCAGGAAUGCCCCCUCCCCGGCCCCCCAAACCCAGCCCUACCCCAGAGCAGGGCUGGGCUGGCUCGUACUCUCUGGGGGCGUGUAACAACGGGGAGACUGCCCCCGUCGCCGUCAUCCCUCGCCGAAACACCCUGCCUGCUGUGGAGAACAUCCGGCUACACCGCAGUAAUGGAUCAUUCGAGACCAACAAUCAUCACCGGCAGACCUUUCUCAACAACUCAGGGCAGUCAGUGGAGUCUGUCAAUGAUGGGUUCAGUUCCUACCUGAGAAAGAGGGCCCCCCUGACAAACUCAGACGGCGGCAACUCAGAGGAUAACUACGUACCCAUGAACCCUGGCUCGUCCCCUUCGCCCUUCAGCGCUGCCCUGGGGGACAGUCCGCAGAACAACUACAUUCCCAUGAGCCCCGGCCCACACCACUUUGACUUCCCAGGGUUCUCCGCCACGCUGCCUGCCCGCAGAGGAAGCUCUGCCUCCCUCUGUCACCGGCCCGUCCGCCUCAGCGAUGUCACCCCUCCGCCAAUCAACCGCAACCUCAAACCCGACAGGAAGUCUAAGCAGACACCCCUAGAGCAACGAACCAAUGGCAUCAUUGACGAACUGCCAUUCAAAAGCCCUGUCACCACAUCCUGGAUAAGACCCAUGUCUGUCAUGAACUCCCUGGCCUCACAGCACAGCCGGCCCUUAUCCACCCAGAGCAUCACCAGCACCGACUCCGCCGACAGCGAGGAGAACUAUGUUUCCAUGCAAAACCCAGCAUCUACCUCGCCAGCAGUGAGCAGCACAAGCAGUCCUGCCCCCAGGAAGUGCAGGAACGUGGACUACCUGGCCCUGGACUUCCAGCCUGGUUCCCCAAGCCCUCACAGAAAGCCCUCCACCUCCUCUAUGACCUCAGAUGAGAAGGUGGACUACGUCCAGGUGGACAAAGAGAAGACACGGGCUCUCCAGAACACCAUGCAGGAGUGGACGGACGUCCGCCAGUCAUCCGAGCCCACAAAGGGACUCAAGUCCUGACAGGACGGUGAGAGAGGGGGAGGCAGGGUAUGGGUGUCACCGUGGUCACUCCCCUAAACCCAUACCCUUGAACACACCCCUGGUGUCACACUCGAUCUUUUGGCAAAGCCUUAUAGUAACCCAGUUGACAGCAGUGCGCUUUUACACCCAGUAGGGAGAAACAAGUCACAAAGCCAUAGCAAGCCAUGUCUGUUCUCAACCCAAUGGGAACCUACUUUGAGUGGUGUCCAAGCAAUGCCUCAUUGGCAGGCUGAGAUAUACGUGUGUACAUGUAGCUCUUUUGAUUGUAGGUGCUAUGCUGGAGAGGGCCCAGCUGUCAUAGGCCAGCCACAGAAUGUCUCCCUCCCAUGUAUUGGAAAGUCUCCUUCCUCUACUGCAAUGUGUUCAGCAUGUACAGAGGGAGACUUGCAGCUUCCCUGGCUUUGAACAUGGCAUUCAGUACAAUCCAGUCCAGCUAGUGCAGCUCCUGAAGACUAUUUAUUGUUCUUGUACCAACGAUGAGGAAAAAGAGCGUCAGUAUGAUUCAAAUCUUUUGGUUUGAUUUGACUCUUGUGGGCAUGGGGGGGGAUGUUGGAUUUUCAAGAGAAAAUGGCUAUCAUCACUGAAACAUGGCGUUGAGGUGAAACAAGUAUGUGAAGAAAAACUGCAUUUUACUGUGAGAAAAAGCCACUCAGUUCAGCUCCCUCCAUGGGAUUUUUUAAAAAUAUAUAUUUUUUCUGCAGUUGUCCAAGUCUGGGAAAGAGGAAAAAGCCUUAUAAUGAUACUUUUUUAUUACAGCCUUAGCCAUAAUCUUCAGGUUUCUGAUGUAUGUAAGUUGUAGGAGGGACGAAAGAAUGAGAAACCAACUGUAGGAGCAUUUUGCAUGAGGUAAAAUGCUCAUAUCAACAGCCUUUCUUGUUCUUUUUGAUGAUUUUCUGCCUGGAUUCUUUGUCAAACUGAGGCUAAGGGCUCUAAAAACCUUUCUGUCUUUCAACUUUUCAUUGUUUUCAUCUGAAGAGAUGCUUCAAGGGAAAGUAUUGGUAUUUUACCUUAUAACUCCAAUUUAACACACACACACCACACACACAUUCACACAUACACAUAUAUAUAUUCUGAGCUUUAAAUGUGUUUAUGUUGCUAAGGAAAUAGUCAGCUGAGUAUUUGAAAAUAAGGGUGCAUUCACACAGUCCAUUUGAAUCGAACCCAGGAGCAUUUACCCCCCUUGGUUUGAAUCAUUUGGGGUGGUGUGAACGCCUUAAUCAAAACCUGGUGUGGACCAAACAACCGCUUUCUUGUCAAACUCGGUCCGCUUCAGUGAACUCUGGAGUAGUUAAUUCCAUUAGAACCAAUCACAGGAAGCUUACCACGUAGCCUGCAUGUUAUUGAUUAAAAACAACAUUUUCACUUCCUCUUUUGGUGACUGGUGACACUAGCACUGCAUAGCUAGCUAUCAUGGCAGGAAGGGGACAGACCUGGGCCCUGUUUCACGAAGCAGAAUUAAUGAGUUAACUGGAUAAUUGCACUGAGUGAAACCCAGAACCCUCCCAAUUGUACUGAAAUAAAAAGAGCUGUUCCACAGUUCAGUUAUCCAGCUAACUCAGUAAUCCUUCUUUGUGAAGUGACAUUCGUCAUGGUAGGAUCUUAUCAGGCUUCUGCGAUAUCGUCCGAUUGCAGAGUGUCUUUCUUGGAAUGCGGGUAUUAUGAAAUUAUUUAAUAUGCGCAUUCUCGACAGAUGUUCAUAUGCGUGGUCCUUUUCUGCUGAUAGGGGCUCCAAAUCAACACCAACAUGAAAAUAACCUGAUGGUGCUCCAUGAUGAUAUACAGUAUGCAUGUAGUAUGUAGUAUAGGCAGAAAUUGUGAGGGUUUCGUUGUAUUUUUACCCACUAAAUAUCUGACCAGUAAUCAAACGACAUUUCCAACCACAUGGCUUUGUUUAGUUCUGGACUGUUUGUGUUUGAUUUUUUGCCUUUGUGAAAGCAAACCAAACCAAUUGAAAAACCAAUCAAUGUAUCAUUAUCGCAUUAGGUUUGAUUAAGGAAACAAACCUUUUGGUUGUGAAAGUGCCCUAAAGCUCUGCAUUGUGUGCAUUGUGAUGUGCACAGCACACACAUACUUUGCUUAUUUACAUUUUUUUUUUACAUUUUAAUAUUUAAAAGUGCUUGGUAUUUCCAACCAGAUACAUUCCAUGAGUUGUGUUUUUAUCAUAGAUCGACUCUGUGCCUUUUCAUUUGUGUUACUAUAUGGGGUCCAGCUUUUAGAAGGGAUGGUAUUCUUACUCAGUUCCUCUACUGGCAUCAAUCCAUAAGACCAAUUUCAGCAACAGAUAACUCACAGACUGGGUCAUUCCACAGUUCUGUUGAAGCUGUUGGUGAUCGUGUCCUAGUCACCAAGAAAACUGGAAAAUGUCAGGGAAAGAGUAACUUUGCACUUGCUUAGCGACUAUACUCACUCAGAUCUACUCCCCAUGUCUAUUUAUAUCCACAGUACCGCUGUGUCAUUGCUAAGAUCGUGAGAAAGAUACAUGUAGUGAUGGGAAGAAGUAUUUCCUCACAUUUUCACAUUUACACAAAUUGUAUAUAAGACACAUUAUAAUAAUUUUUAUAAAGAUCAGAGACUAACGACAACUUUAGACUUACUGGUUACUAUAUAUGUUAAAUAUAAUAGGACCACAUUAUAAAAAGUGGGGGGGGUGGAUCUAUAUGGGGUUGGCCAACAGCUAAGGAAGCAGUGGAACUGCCCGGGGGGUGGGGAGACAUAAUAAUUCAGGUAUUCACCAAAUCACAAUGCAGUAUCUUUUUGUAACAGGACAGCCAUUAUGUUUUCUUUAAAAUGUGUGUUUUUGUUAUUUAGAAAGCUUUUUCAGGUUUUGGCCAGGAGAUUUAAGGGUGUGAAUUGUUUAGCAUUUGUUGUCAGAUGUUUUUUCUUUUUUUCCUGUUUACAGUAACUGAAAAGCACUUUUACUACCGGUAAUUUUGUAUGUGUGUUCAUAAUACCGAAAUGAAAUUAGCCAUCAAAUUGCUACUUGCAGUUGACAACUUCUGUUUAAAAGGUAUGAGACGAAUUGAAAAUCAAAAGAAAUGUAGGACCUGGUACAGAUAUAAAGAACAUUCUACAUUCAAAGUGCCCUCCACCUGAAUUCAUAUAAUUCAAAUGAGCCUAAACAGCAUGAAGCUUAACAACACUUAACAAAACAUUUGUCUAUUUUCAUGAAUGAACAAAAGUGAAAGUGGGUUUUAAAUAAUGGGAAACAACAUCAUGUUUUGCUAAUUUAAUAUUUUGACAACCCACCCUUUACAGAAAAAAAAUCCAAUAAAUGGCAUUCUUGAUUUGUCAUCUUUUUCCCCAAUUGAAAGCAAUAUUAACAUUUCCUUAACUAGAGAUAAGACAAGAGAUAAUACUGACAUAAUUUUUUAAUGGGAUAGUGUUACUUGUUAUGUAUCAGUUGCACUGAGAAAUGUUUUGAAUUUGAACAUCAUUUGUUGCCAAUUUGGUCUCAUUUGAAUGCAUACAAAUAUAGCCAAAAGAUUGAUUGUUUUGAAAAAAUGACAAUAUAGUGUUAGGUAUUAAAAUAUAUUUGGAGUGGCUCCAUAUAUUGUAUUAUCCAAUGUAAAAUGGUAUAUUUGUUCAAUUGCUGUGUAAUGCUGGCAAAAAUGCUGUAUAAGGGCAGAUGAUACAGCAAUGCUUUCUUGGUUCGGUAUGGAAAUGAAUAUUUUACAGAACCAUGGAAGAAUUUCAAAUCAGUGCCCAGGUUAUUGAAAUUCAUUAUUUAUUAAAUGGUAACAGAAUAUAUAAAAUGUUAAAUGUUUUAAAUGAUUAUGAAGGUCUCCUGUCACAGAAUUGCCAGGAAAAUAACCUGAAGUAACAGUGCUCUAAUGCAAAUGAGAUAUAUAAGCAAAAAUACAGCAGAAAGUUGGGAUUACCGGGGUCCAAGAACCGCAAGUAGCAAUUUGAAAACACAGUCAUUAGACUGUGUUUUCAAAUUAGCAUGAUAGCAUGCACUGACUUUAAAUAUCUCAGAUAUCUCAGAGAUGAUGGACCACCAGUUCCCUUAAAUUUAAAUUAGAAUUAUACCUGAUUCAGUGAUCAACUUUCUCAGUUGUCACAUACAGUAUAUGUGUGCCCCAAGGGACGCCACGAUUAAUUACUACUAACUUUCUUUUUUUCUUAAUUUUGGCCACAAUGGCUGUUCUUUUGAAACUUGGCAGCAAUAGUGAGUAUGUUUGAAUGGUUCCUCAGCAAUUUCUUUUUAUUUAUUUUUUAAUAUUUAAACUCUGGCUCAAGUUGACCCAGUGACUUGACCAGCCAGUGACAAAAUAUUCUGACAUUAUAAGCUGUCUGUUUAAUGAUAAUGUCUACCAUAUUGAAUUUUCUUCCAUUUUUGAAUUUUCUGAAAAACACUUAACAUGCUUCUUUUCCUACAUAAAUUGACCAAAUUGCAUUAAAUAUUUCUAGGUUGAAUGACAAGUCAAUGAACUUAGGGCAUGUCUUAAGACAAUGUUUGGAAUUCCAAAUUAACUUCAAUUUAAAGAAUCAAAUUUGGGAUAUAUAUUCACGCUAGCAUCCAGCCAUCCAACAAGUUCUACCAUGUUUGGUAAGGCUCAGACAUCAGAUAAAAUUUAUGUAAAUUUGAGGUAAAUGGGCUGAAGAAAAAAGAAUCAGAACAAAAACCAUAGGGUUCUAGUACCUGCAGGGCUUGGACCCCUAAUAAAAAGUAAUAUACGUGCAAACACAAGGGGAUGUUUAGUGUUUCUGUAUUGCAGUCUAUUAUUUGUUAGUGAAAUGUCUUUCAGCUAUUGCAUAGCAUGGAAGAAUAGUGGUCAUUCAUUUUUAAAAAAGAAAAAAAAAUGUAAGCCUGGUUUAACUUUGUUUGACCUGACAAAGGUUGGCCAGGAGGAUUGAAUUGCCCCCUUGAUGGUCAACUAGUAUUUUCUUGCAACUAAAAUAAAAAACAGCAUAAUGGCUAGACACUGUUACAGAUCUGCAUGGUCCACAAUCUACCCUUCACCACUGAGCCCUGUGUACACAUAAAUACCUGUGCAAGCCACUUUCUGUCUGCCUUGCUUAUAUGCUCAAUGUUUGUAUUGCAUCUGUGGUUCCCUAAAAGCUCAAGAUUGUCUCCUUGCUUGAGAGCAUCAUUUUUGCUAUUUUCACAACUGAUAAAGAUUCGUAAAGUGAGUGUGUAGAGACUUGGCAAAAUCGUGCUGGCCUCACAUUACUUUGUUUUACAAUACUGUGUGUGCACUGUGUGGGGUUGUGAAACUACAGUAGUUUAUUUAGGGUUUCCACAACAAAAUUUCAGCAUUAUCAUUAUCUUGACCAAAGGAAGAUUUUCCAGCAUUCUAAGGAAAUAUAUAAUGACUUAGUAUUAUUUUAGUGCCACACAUCACAUAAUGUGAAUAGAAUACUAUUAACAUGAAAAACAGUCAUAUAUUGUGUUUUUAUUUUUAUUUUUCAAAGUUUAUUAAUGAGGAGGAAACAGCAGCAAUAACAGUUUCAGCUAUAUUACUUUGGCAUGCACUGAUGUUUCUUUCGCAAAUAGGGGUUCAAGAUUUAUUAGUGGGCUGGAUCCACUAACUAUUCAAUCUCAAUAAAAAAAAAAAACAAAGUGAAUAUUAUUUAAAAUAAGCUGAAGCAAAACUUUUUUUUACUGGCUGGUGUAUAUGCAGGAAUUAAUACGCAGGAGGUAUAUUUUGCAUCUUUUACCGGCUUCAUUUUUGGGAGGGGGGUUAAUACAGUGUUUGAAAUAUUUAUUGAGGUAUAGCAGGUGCCAUGGACCAGAUGAAAAUGAAUGAAACUGCUGAUACUGUAUUGUGUCAAUGUGCACAGUAUACUGAUUAUAUAUCACUGCUAACACUUCAGCAUUUCUGAUUAAUUUGGAUGAUGGGGCAAUGUCAAAUGAAGCUCAUUUGGUGUGUUGAAAUGUUAUUUUUUUUGGGCGGGUCAGCCAUCACCAAAUCUAGAGAAUAAACAACAGUAAUGUGAGACACAUAUUUACUGGCUAAUUUGUGGUCAUCCUACUGUGAGUUUGUGAGA